AUGUUAAGAAUUUACAAUUUCCAUGGAGUCAGUAUUGACGUGGAAUCUGAUAGCAACAAAGCGUCAUAUGAACAGUUUGAGCCAACAAAUGAAUGGAAGACUGUUGAAGAAGGUCAAGCUCUCCCUUCUGGUUUGCACGUACGAUUGAAUUUAAACACUGGGAAGAAGGAAGCUAAAUUAAUGGAAGAAAAUGAUGGACUGAGCUACUGGAAAAAGGCAAACAAGGAAGGCAAGCAUCUUUCAUUCAUUCUUUUUCCACCUUUUUUUUUUCUUUCUUCCUGUUUUUCUUUUCUCUUAUUUUCAUCCUUUUUCUUUCUUUUUCCUCUUUUUUCCAUCUUGAUCUUUUUCUUCUUUUUUUCCUUUUUCUUUUUUCUUUUCUUUUUUCUCCUUUUUCUUUUUUCUUUUUCUUUUUUCCUUUUUCUUCUUUUUUCCUCCUUUUCCUGUCUUUUUUCUUUCUUCCUGUUUUUCUUUUCUCUUAUUUUCAUCCUUUUCCUUUUUUCUUUUUUUUCCUUUUUUCUUUUUUUUUUUUUUUUCUUUUUUACCUCCUUUUCUUUCUUUUCUCUUAUUUUCACCUUUUUCUUUUUUUUCCUCUUUGUUCUGUCUUUAUCUUUUUUCUUUUUCUAUCAUCCUUUUUCCGUCUUGAUCUUUUUUCAUAUUUCUUCUCUUUUCUUUUUCUUUCUUUUUCCUCCUUUUUCUGUCUUUAUUUUUCUUUUUCUUCUUUUUUUUCUUUAA
Molecule: messenger RNA, 732 nt
Organism: Acanthosepion pharaonis
Lineage: Eukaryota; Metazoa; Mollusca; Cephalopoda; Sepiida; Sepiidae
Source: the annotation of a GenBank genome assembly